UUCUUUUCUUUCCUUCCCUUUCUUCUCUUCCUCCUCCUAUUCUCCCUCCUCCUCUUCCUUCUCUUCCUCCUCCUCCUCCUUCUCUUUCUCUCUCUGUCUCUGUCUCUCUCAUGUGCACAUGCACCACAUUCUCUCAUCCUUUGUGUGAUGUGCUUUAUAUUGAUUAUAGAUGAUUCCGAUAUAUUUCUUGGAUCUGCUUAAAGCCCUUAUGGAACAUUCUUUUUGUUUACUUGGCACAAAACAAAUUCAAUUAAAUAUGAACCUGUUUUCUCCCAUUUAAUGACAUCAUUUUAAAUAGGCAUUCUUGAAAAAACUAUUUAUUAAAAAUGUAAUUAGAAAACAAAAGUUAAUGGUUGAAAAAUAACAAGCAGCUUUUGUGUGAGCCUUUGUACCAAAAAAGUAUUUUAAGUAGGAAUCUGUUAAGAGAAAACAUAAUGUUAGUAUACUGAGCAUAGUCAAAGCACUUCCUUUAUCAUCCUUAUUCAUUUUAGACUUAACUUCUACAAAUGUUUAUACAUCACCCACACUUGUGAGGAAACAUACACAGGGGCAAAAAUGGCAGAAUGGAAUUGUGGGCUUAAAUCAGAGGUCAGCAAAACAUGGCCUGUGGGACAACUCCAGUAACUUGGCUGUGUUUGUGUGGCACAAGAGCUAAGGAUAAAUUGUACAUGUAUUAGAUGGUUGAAAAAAAUCAAAAGAAUAAUGCCCUGUGACACACAAAAAUUAUGUAAAAUUGAAAUUUCAGUUUUAUUGCUACACAGCCAUACCCCUUCAUUUAUGUAUUAUCUAUGGUGUUUUUGUCCAAAAAUGGCAGUUUUGAAUAGUUCCAACAGAGACUGCAUUACAAAACCAAAAAUUUUUACUAUUUGGUCCUUUUAGCAAAAGUUUGCCAACCCCUGGCUUAAAUCACCAUUUUUCCCAGAUGAUGAUCAGUUUCCUGUAUAAUGACUGUAUUAGUCCAUUCUCAGAUUGCCAUAAAUAAAUACCUGAGAUUGCACAAUAAAGAAAAGAUGUUUAAUUGACUCACGGUUCCACAGGCUGUACAGGAACAUGACAGCCUCAGCUUCUGAGGGGGCUUCAGAGCUUUUACCCAUGGUGGAAGGCAAAGCAGGAGCAGGAGUCUUAUAUAGCAGGAGCAGGAACAAGAAAGAGAGCCAGGGGAGAGGUGCCACAAACUUUUAAACAACUAGACCUCUUGAUAACUCACUUACUAUCACGAGAACAGCCCAGAGGGGAUGAUGCUAAACCAUUCCUAAAGGACCCACCCCCAUAAUGCAAUCACCCGCCAGGCCCCAUCUCCAGUAUUGGGGAUUAUAAUUGGUCAUGAGAUUUGUGUGGGCAUACAGAUCCAAACCAUAUCAAUUACCAAAUUAAAAACAUGAUAUAAAUAUUUAAACUAUGGAAAUCAUUAUUAGAAAACAAUUGCAAAGUGAUCAUUGAGUUUUAUGUGUUUAUUUUCCACUUUAAUGCUUUGAGCUAAUAACAUGCAUCUCAGAUUUGCCCAAUUUAGAGAAAGCAGAGGUCAGAUCUGAUGGCAGUUCUGCUUUGUCAGUAGUUUUAGCUAUGUCCAUAAUCUUAAGAGAGUCAGAGCCUCUAGGGGCCUCUGUUGGUCUAUAAAACAAAUAAGGAUAAAGUUAGAUUGUCACCAUGAUCCUUUCUAGUUUUAUAACUAAUUAUGGAGAAAAUUAGUUAAGAGAGAAACAGUAAAAAAUAUUAUCCUACAGACAUUGAAGUUAACUAGGUCAGUUUUGAGCACUAGGCUUCAUGUUUGCAGACUUUGUCAAGAACUUAACAAAUUUGCCGUAUGUUCAAUGAGAUAAUGUAUUGGAGGACUGCUUAGUACGGACUAACCAACUUAAAUAGAAAAUACAUUUGCUGAGCUGAACUGCAAAAAUGACUGACACAGGCAUCUUAUUACUGUUCUCAUGGACUCACAGAGAUUGAGGUAGAGAAGUCACUGUUUUGACAAGUGGAGAUGCUCCCCAAGCAAGCACAGGGUCCCUUGACAAAAUGACUGCAGAAUUGUUGCCAUGUGGAUUGAAAUGCUGAAUUUCACUCUGAUUCCUAACAUCGCUAUUUUAAAGAAAUCUAAGCAACUGCCAUGUUAAAAAAAAAUCAUCUUCAACCUCUCAGUAUCUGGUGUUGUAUAAUCUGAAGAAAUCCUAACACCAUGGACAGAGUUACUGGACAAAACUGUUUAGAAAUAUUUCACAAUAAAGACAUUGUUUUGAAUAUUCCAAUGUAUCAAUAAAAGAUAGGAUCAUUUAAAUAAGACUGUCAGGACCCAAGUAAUUUGUUGUCUCCCUUGAUUUUUAAUAAAUAAAGUAAUAAUCUAAAAGCCUUCACACCUUGCUCUGCGCACGGAAAGAUGGCGGAACAGGCUACCAAGUCUGUGCUGUUUGUGUGUCUGGGUAACAUUUGUCGAUCACCCAUUGCAGAAGCAGUUUUCAGGAAACUUGUAACUGAUCAAAACAUCUCAGAGAAUUGGAGGGUAGACAGCGCGGCAACUUCCGGGUAUGAGAUAGGGAACCCCGCUGACUACCGAGGGCAGAGCUGCAUGAAGAGGCACGGCAUUCCCAUGAGCCACGUCGCCCAGCAGAUUACCAAAGAAGAUUUUGCCACAUUUGAUUAUAUACUAUGUAUGGACGAAAGCAAUCUGAGAGAUUUGAAUAGAAAAAGUAAUCGAGUUAAAAUCUGCAAAGCUAAAAUUGAACUACUUGGGAGCUAUGAUCCACAAAAACAACUUAUUAUUGAAGAUCCCUAUUAUGGGAAUGACUCUGACUUUGAGACGGUGUACCAGCAGUGUGCCAGGUGCUGCAAAGCGUUCUUGGAGAAGGCCCACUGAGGCAGGUUCGUGCCCUGCUGAGGCCAGCCUGACUAGACCCCACCCUGAGGUCCUGCAUUUCUCAGUCAGUGUGUAAUCAAGUUCCAGGGCCCAAAGCCCCAGCUCUUUGUUCAGUUGACUUACUGUUUCUUACCUUAAAAAGUAAUUGUAGAUGGAAAUCAGUUGUGUUUGGCAGAAGAAUCAAUAAAAAUCUUUGAUUCAGACAGUUUAUGGGGUAUUUUAAGCAUUCUUAGAUUAGUUGAACAUCUCACUUUGCCCCAGUUACAAAAAUAGUAGAACAAGCAACAUAAAACAAUGAAGGAAAACCUCACUUGAAGGCCCAGGUCAACAUCUAAGCCUGUUGAGACUUAGAUAAUUGAGUCUACCUCUUCAGUAGGUUUGUGUGGAUGGCCUGACGGAGCGCAGGUGCCCUCUGCUCCCCAGCGCUACCUCUCUCUUCCCUAGGGCCUUUUAUGGAUUGACAGUAGCCCUCUCCGUAGGAGCUCACAGUCGAGAUUAGAAGUGUUUUAAUUUAUACACACCCGUAGUGCACACUUGUAUAUUGAAAAGAUAGGGAAGAGAGAAACAGUUAUGGAAUCAGUCGUUGGCACAUUCAAUACUUCAUGAUUUUUGUCGAGUUUACUUCACGAGGGAGUCAGCUCAUUGGCUCCCAUCUGAACCACUUUGCCUCUGAAACUUAAUUACAUCCAGAAAGAAGGACACUUGUAUGCUAGUCUAUGGUCAGUUGAGGAAUAUGACUGUUUUUAUAUGCACAUGUAACCCAAAUGUCCAAUAUAAAUUGGCUUAUUUUUAAAAAUAAUUUUAAAAGUUGGGAAAAGUGUUAUUAUUUGGCAUGCUUAAAUAUUG
Messenger RNA from Pongo pygmaeus (Bornean orangutan), 3691 nucleotides. RefSeq names its product low molecular weight phosphotyrosine protein phosphatase-like. Gene Ontology annotation, cellular component: cytoplasm. Lineage: Eukaryota; Metazoa; Chordata; Mammalia; Primates; Hominidae. Gene Ontology annotation, biological process: protein dephosphorylation. The transcript has a single exon. Bases 2369 to 2845 code for a protein of 158 amino acids. Gene Ontology annotation, molecular function: acid phosphatase activity; non-membrane spanning protein tyrosine phosphatase activity. The record is from RefSeq and is a predicted model, not a curated record.